Quercus lobata is the source of this 2234-nucleotide messenger RNA. RefSeq names its product TCP-1/cpn60 chaperonin family protein. The record is from RefSeq and is a predicted model, not a curated record. The transcript has 14 exons. Lineage: Eukaryota; Viridiplantae; Streptophyta; Magnoliopsida; Fagales; Fagaceae. Gene Ontology annotation, biological process: protein folding. Gene Ontology annotation, molecular function: ATP binding; ATP hydrolysis activity; ATP-dependent protein folding chaperone. The coding region runs from base 149 to 1840 and encodes 563 amino acids.
UUAUAAAAGAGAAAAAAGAAAAAAGAAAAGAAAAGAAAAGACAGAGAGCCCUGGAACUGAAGUGAAAGUAACAAAACCCUAGCCUUCAUUUCCCUCCCAUACUCUCUCUCUCUCACUCUCAAAAACCAAACCUCCACAAUCCACAACAAUGUCAGCCAUGAUGCAACCGCAGAUCAUACUUCUGAAAGAGGGAACAGACACCUCGCAAGGAAAGGCGCAGCUAGUCAGCAACAUAAAUGCGUGCACCGCAGUCGCCGACGUGGUGCGGACCACCCUGGGUCCCAGGGGUAUGGAUAAACUCAUCCACGACGACAAGGGCAGCGUCACCAUUUCCAACGACGGCGCCACCAUCAUGAAGCUCCUCGACAUCGUCCACCCCGCCGCCAAGAUCCUCGUCGAUAUCGCCAAGUCCCAAGACUCCGAGGUUGGUGAUGGAACCACUACAGUAGUUCUGCUUGCAGGAGAGUUUCUGAAGGAGGCCAAGCCUUUCAUAGAGGAUGGGGUCCACCCGCAAAAUUUGAUACGCAGUUAUCGGAUUGCAUCCAAUUUGGCACUUGAAAAGGUCAAAGAACUAGCAGUUAGCAUAGAGGGAAAAAGUCUAGAAGAAAAGAAAAGCUUGCUAGCUAAAUGUGCUGCUACUACACUCUCUUCAAAACUCAUUGGGGGAGAAAAAGAAUUCUUUGCCUCAAUGGUUGUUGAUGCUGUAAUUGCAAUUGGGCAUGAAGAUAGGUUGAAUAUGAUUGGAAUAAAGAAGGUUCCUGGUGGAAACAUGCGUGAUUCCUUUCUGGUAAAUGGUGUUGCCUUUAAAAAGACAUUUUCAUAUGCGGGUUUUGAACAGCAGCCAAAGAAAUUUUUAAAUCCCAAGAUACUUCUCUUAAACAUCGAGUUGGAACUGAAAUCUGAGAAAGAAAAUGCUGAGAUAAGACUUUCAGAUCCUUCACAAUAUCAGUCAAUAGUCGAUGCUGAAUGGAAUAUCAUCUAUGACAAGUUGGACAAAUGUGUACAGAGUGGGGCUAAAGUUGUUCUUUCAAGGCUGGCCAUUGGUGAUCUAGGCACACAGUAUUUUGCAGAUCGAGAUAUUUUCUGUGCUGGUCGUGUAACAGAAGAAGAUUUGCAUCGUGUUGCUGCUGCAACUGGAGGGACUGUACAAACAUCUGUCAACAAUGUUAUUGAUGAGGUUCUUGGGACUUGUGAGCUUUUUGAGGAAAGGCAAGUUGGAAAUGAGAGGUUCAAUAUAUUUAGUGGAUGUCCGUCUGGCCUAACAGCUACCAUAGUUUUGCGUGGUGGAGCUGAUCAGUUCAUUGAGGAAGCUGAGCGGAGUUUACAUGAUGCAAUCAUGAUUGUUAGAAGGGCUAUGAAGAACUCCACUGUAGUUGCUGGUGGUGGUGCUAUAGAUAUGGAGAUAAGUCGAUAUCUUAGGCAGCAUGCUCGCACAAUAGCCGGGAAAUCUCAGCUUUUUAUCAACUCUUAUGCUAAAGCUCUUGAGGUUAUUCCACGGCAAUUGUGUGAUAAUGCUGGAUUUGAUGCAACUGAUGUUCUAAACAAAUUAAGACAGAAACAUGCCCUACAAUCUGGUGAAGGCGCAAAUUACGGAGUGGAUAUCAACACUGGUGGAAUUGCCGAUUCAUUUGCUAACUUUGUCUGGGAGCCAGCGGUUGUGAAGAUCAAUGCUAUAAAUGCGGCUACUGAGGCUGCCUGUCUUAUUUUAAGUGUGGAUGAGACAGUUAAAAACCCAAAGUCUGAAAGUGCACAAGGAGAAGCAGCUGCUAGUGCCAUGGGUGGUCGAGGGCGUGGAGGAGCAGGUUUUCGUGGUCGCGGACGUGGCAUGCGAAGGCGAUAAGCACUUAGAAUUAUAAUUUUUGGAAGCCUUGUAUGCAUUCCAACUGGUAAUUUUGCUAUUUUGACGUGUGGAAUUUGAGUGACUUGUCUUUUCUACUGUCAUACACUUUGCCACAGGUAAGGCUUUGUUAUGAAAGGUGAUGAUGACCUACUGGUAGUUAGGAGCAGCAUAUUGUACUUAAAUCAGAAUUCUAUAUGCAAGGGCAACGCUUAAUUUGUUUUUCUAGAAUUAUAAUUGGUGGUAGCAAUUUUGAUUGGAGCUUUUUUAUUGUUUGUAGUACAUUUCCCAUUUUGUAUUUAUUUUAAGUAUUCUUUUUGGAGGAUUAAAUUUGUGUUUUGUGGCUUGUACUGAACAUGACGAAUUUGUUCGUAGUUGAAGUUAUUUAGUUCUCAAA